Molecule: messenger RNA, 1758 nt
Organism: Amoebophrya sp. A25
Lineage: Eukaryota; Dinophyceae; Syndiniales; Amoebophryaceae
Source: the annotation of a GenBank genome assembly
GGAGUCGCGGAGCAUGGCAGCUUUGGAAGACAUGGCUCACUGAGAAACGAUAGAGCUUUCCUAAAGGUGUCUGCUGCACCUGCAUCUAGUACAGCCCCACAGACCAGCACGUCAGCCAAAUUGACCUCCUCAUCGCCACCAGAGACGUCGUUACCACCUAGCGCAGGAGUUGCUCCGCGCACGAUCGAGCACGUCUUCCGGCUUCUCAAUGAGAAUCCGCGCUACGCGACACGGGAAGUACACGUGACAAUGUGCGAGCUCUACAAUGCCAAGCUGAGAGACCUGCUUACUGAUGAUUUAUACACUCCUUUAUCCCGUUCCGGCUCAAUGUCGUCCUUUUCGUCCAAGAAGCUGUCUAGUGUUUCCACUAGGCAGCGGGCAAAAGGCGGUGAGAAAGACCUGGGGGAUUGUUCGUCACCCGAAGUAGAGGAAGCAAACGGAAGUCAACAUGGGAAACCUUUAUCGACGGCAAAAUUGAAUACGACUCGCGGCCGGCGUAGAUCUUCUCGAGGCAACAGUGUGGGGCCUAGAGGAGACCACAAAUCGUCAAACGUGCUGAACAACUCGACAGGCUCCGCUGGAGUGGGUGGCACAGAAGGCGCUCGCGCUGUGUCAACAACUAGUACGAGUUUGCUGGGUGGACUGAAUGCCAACACCUCAUCCUCGCGAGUCACUAACGCUUCUUCCGGAGGAGUGUCAGCAGAUCUUCAAGUAAAGAUUUCCCCAAGAUCUGGGCAAGUGCGCAUCCCGAACGCAACGGAGCGCCUCGUGACUAGCAAGCAGCAGCUUUUGCAGAUACUCGAGUUUGGAGUGCGAUUGCGCCGCACCGCGGCGACAAGGAUGAACCAUGACAGCAGUCGCAGCCAUUUGUUGUUGUCAGUCUACAUCCGGGAUCGGGAGGCCCCGGACUGCACAGGAAAAAUCACCUUUUGCGAUUUAGCAGGCUCAGAGAGGAUCAAAAAAUCUGGUGCGUCGGGAAUGGCGAUGAAGGAGGUAUCUGGUCGCUUUCAAUUGUAAUUGGAACAGAAGUGAGCGAUCAUUUCAACAUUUGCUUAAGUAAUACAUCUAUAUGGACGAGCACGAGAGUUGUGGCUACGCCUAUUUCUUCUGCAGCGCGUUCGCGACUAUUGCUAUUCUCAUUCAAUCUAUUAAUCCGAUCACCUUCCCAUUCUCUCACGACUUUCUGAAACUCAAACUUAACCUCUCCUCAGGCUGUCGAGAUCAACAAGUCAUUGUCGGCUUUAGGUGAUGUUUUGCAGGCAGUCACGGGAGGUGUCCGUGGCGCACCCAUUCCGUAUCGGAACCACAAGCUGACGCAAAUUAUGCAAGAUUCACUUGGAGGAUCCAGCAAGACGCUCAUGUUCGUGAAUGUUUCGCCAUGUGUGUCUGCUGUGGACGAAACGGUCAUGAGCUUACGCUUUGCUGCGCGGACGAAAAAGGUUGUGAACAAUGUCAGAUCUUCCGCCUAGGUAUUCCUGAUUAGCCCGUUAGAGUUAGUUGAUGAAAACAGCGAAAGGUUAUGAAAUGUUGCAAUUUUUGGUUUAAGAUGUAGUUUGGGAUGCUGCGCAACAGCAUUCGCGAUUCGAUGAGAAAAAGGCUUUUGGCUCCAAGGCCUUUCACCUUUUUCACGCUCUGCUGCUAUCAUGUAACGAUAGGAAUCAGAAUCUGCGGCGAAGGCGACAUUUUGGGCAUUUACUUGUAUGGCUCAGCCACGAAUCGAAGAUUGCGCAUUUCCAUUUCGGUCAUUAGAAAAUUUGG